AUGCUUUCAAAUUACUGGGACUUCCCAAUCCUGUGCCUCCAACAUGGGCUCAUAGCCUGGAGCCAGGUUCAACACCCUUAGCACAAGUACCCCAAGUUUAUGCCAGGCGAUCUGCAUGGUAACCAACCCAAGCGUCCCACGACCGUUUCUUCUCUCUACUUGCCCCAGCUGCUGUACUGGGUACUUUCCUCCGGGGAGGUCAUUUUCCCCAUGUAAGGUUCAAGGGUGGCUUGCAUAACAGAAGGUCUCACUCACACAUCGGGAUGUCCGUCUCUUCCUUGAUUUUUAUGACAUACAGCCAUAAAAAUCCCCCCUCGUAGACGCCAGAGAGCACUACCUUCCCUGAUGGCGGUCUAAGUUGACCCAGGGUUGAUAAAUGAGUUACGGUCAUCAACGUUUGUACGGUACACCAUGGGUAGCUACCCCACUACCGCUCCCGAGUAGACCUUCGCUGCCGAAAGCUUGACCAACAAUCCCCCCACACUUUGUACCGGCGUCUAUCCUUCAAGAUUUUAAGAUAUCUACGUACCGCUUGGUGCUCCUUCUCUUUUGGGUCAUUUGGUCGGUCAUUUGAAAACAAGGUUCUUGAGUAUGUUGGUCUGACAUUUUGUCUUGCAUUAUCCACCCCUCUCCUUGCGGAGAAUUCAGGAU
Molecule: messenger RNA, 651 nt
Organism: Ectocarpus sp. CCAP 1310/34
Lineage: Eukaryota; Phaeophyceae; Ectocarpales; Ectocarpaceae
Source: the annotation of a GenBank genome assembly